AUGGGAAUCCUCAGGAAAUCCAUGGAAUCCACAGAAAUCCUGAGGAAAUCCACAGGAAUCCGUGGAAAUCCUCAGGAAAUCCAUCGGAAUCUAUGGGAAUCCAUGGAAAUUCUCAGGAAUUUACAGGAAUCCCUGGAAAACCUCAGGAAAUCCAUGGAAAUCCUCAGGAAUCCACAGGAAAUCCACGGGAAUCCUCAGGAAUCCGUGGAAAUCCUCAAGAAAUCCAUGGGAAUUCGCAGGAAUUCGUGGAAUUCCGUGGAAAUGGAUGGGAGUCUAUGGAAAUCCUCAGGCGUUCAUGGGAAUUCACGGAAAUCCUCAGGAAUUGAUGGGAAUCUAUGGAAAUCCUCGGGAAUUCAUGGGAAUCCUCGGGAAUCCACGGGAAAUCCUUGGGAAUCCACGGGAAAUCCAUUGAAUCCGCGGGAAAUCCACGGAAUCUGUGGGAAUCCACAGGAAAUCCUUGGGAAUCCACGGGAAAUCCAUGGAAUCCACGGGAAAUCCAUGGAAUCCACGGGAAAUCCACGGAAUCCACGGGAAAUCCAUGAAAUCCGCAGGAAAUCCACGGAAUCCGCGGGAAUCCCGCCCACCACGAACUCCAGAUCCCACAACUCCUCCAUUGUUGCGCGUCCUCCCGGGCGGGAGCGGAAACGGGGAAUUCCCGCGGUUUUUGGGGAAUUCCCGCGGUUUUUGGGGAAUUCCCGCGGUUUUUGGGGAAUUCCCACGGUUUUGGGAAUUCCCGGUUUUUGGGAAUUCUCGCGGUUUCGGCCGGAGGCGGCUCCCGGCGGUCACGGCUCUGGGAGCGCGGCGGUGCCGGCGGCGACGAUGGCAACAACGGUGAUGAGCGAUGGAGAUGACGAUGAGCAACAACGGUGAUGGGUGACAACAACAGUGACCAUGGCCAACGAUGGUGACAAUGGCCAACGAUGGUGACAAUGGCCAACGAUGGUGACAAUGACCAACGAUGGGGACAAUGACCAACGAUGGUGACAAUGACCAACGAUGGUGACAAUGGCCAUGGCCAACGAUGGUGACAAUGACCAACGA
Taeniopygia guttata (zebra finch) is the source of this 1041-nucleotide messenger RNA. Lineage: Eukaryota; Metazoa; Chordata; Aves; Passeriformes; Estrildidae. The record is from RefSeq and is a predicted model, not a curated record.